This is a messenger RNA of Lindgomyces ingoldianus, 579 nucleotides long. RefSeq names its product Glyoxalase/Bleomycin resistance protein/Dihydroxybiphenyl dioxygenase. Gene Ontology annotation, molecular function: methylmalonyl-CoA epimerase activity. Gene Ontology annotation, biological process: L-methylmalonyl-CoA metabolic process. The record is from RefSeq and is a predicted model, not a curated record. The transcript has a single exon. Bases 1 to 579 code for a protein of 192 amino acids. NCBI's taxonomy places the organism in Eukaryota, Fungi, Ascomycota, Dothideomycetes, Pleosporales, Lindgomycetaceae.
AUGUCGUCGGCAAGUGUCCCUAGUUAUGGAAAAAGAGAAAACAUCGAACUAACUGAACGGCGCGCAAAGCAAUCCAACCAGGACGCAUGCGUCUGUGUAUUCAACCACGUCGGCAUCUCCGUGCCUGACUGCGAGGCAGCUGUCGCGUGGUACAGCUCGGUAUUUGGCCUCCGACUGCUGAAGCCGGUGCUGCACUUGAAACGAGAGCAAUUCCCCGGCGCCCCGAUCUUCAAGUUAUUCGACGACGCUCUGCAGGAGUUCAAGCUCGCAUGGCUUGGGACGGGUCACUCGGUUGGACUGGAGAUAUUCGAGUUCAUCGACCCUUGCCACAGGACACCCGAGGGGCCGGCUUUUGAUUACUCGCGGGGAGGUGUCUUCCACAUCGCUAUGACUGUUACGGACCCGGAGAAGCUCUGCCGAGAGGUCGUUAAGGCCGGCGGGAGUAGGAUGGGCGAGCUGAUACCUAUGCCGAUGGGGAAUGCAGUGGCUUAUUGUCAGGACCCUUGGGGCAAUGCGAUCGAGCUUUUGACGACGAGUUUUGCUAAUAUGGUGGCUAACGGCGCGCCAAAAGAUGACUGA